Lontra canadensis (Northern American river otter) is the source of this 1356-nucleotide messenger RNA. RefSeq names its product cold inducible RNA binding protein (gene CIRBP). Gene Ontology annotation, molecular function: RNA binding. The record is from RefSeq and is a predicted model, not a curated record. Gene Ontology annotation, cellular component: spliceosomal complex. The transcript has 7 exons. Bases 35 to 631 code for a protein of 198 amino acids. Gene Ontology annotation, biological process: positive regulation of mRNA splicing, via spliceosome. Lineage: Eukaryota; Metazoa; Chordata; Mammalia; Carnivora; Mustelidae.
GGCCACCAGAGAGACAACACAAGCCAAAGCCUGCAUGGGGGCAAAUGGUGGCCACACAGGGACUCCCAUAAAGUGGCCUUGGGACUCUCCGAGAGCAAUCUUGCAGGCCGCCAUGGCAUCGGACGAAGGCAAGCUUUUCGUCGGCGGGCUCAGCUUCGACACCAACGAGCAGUCGCUGGAGCAGGUCUUCUCCAAGUACGGGCAGAUCUCCGAAGUGGUGGUCGUGAAGGACCGGGAGACCCAGCGGUCGCGAGGGUUUGGCUUUGUCACCUUCGAGAACAUCGACGACGCCAAGGACGCCAUGAUGGCCAUGAACGGGAAGUCCGUGGACGGGAGGCAGAUCCGGGUAGACCAGGCCGGCAAGUCCUCCGACAACCGGUCCCGUGGGUACCGAGGUGGCUCCGCGGGGGGCCGGGGCUUCUUCCGAGGGGGCCGAGGCCGGGGCCGCGGGUUCUCCAGAGGAGGAGGUGACCGAGGCUACGGCGGGAGCCGGUUUGAGUCCAGGAGCGGGGGCUACGGAGGCUCCAGAGACUACUACAGCAGCCGGAGUCAAGGCGGCGGCUAUGGUGACCGGAGCUCCGGCGGGUCCUACAGAGACAGCUACGACAGUUACGCUACACACAACGAGUAAAAAUCCUUCCUGCUCAAGAUCGUCCUUCCAAUGGCCGUAUAUUUAAAGAUUUUGGGAGCUUCGCUGAAUCGUUGAUGUGUAGUGAACACACCUCCUUGUACCCCACUUUUGUAGUCUUCUCGGUUCUGAUCUUGUCAAACACAGCCUGACUGCUUCUGACCCCCAGAUGGCCUCAUUGCUAGACCUUUCUUUUUAAGGAAGCGCUGUCCGUUUUUAAGGGUUUUAAAAACGUUUUGAGAAGCACUUCAGAUUUUCCUUUGUCGUUUCUACCAGGAGCCAUAAGUUUUUUAGGAAAUCACUGGGGGUUGUGUUGCCGUUUUUGUUCCUCUUUUUAGCGGGGUCAGGCCCCUGACGUCGGGCACCCCGGUCUCUUAAGAUUGAACGGACUCUGAAUCCGCUUUUUGUCGGAAGCUGAGCACGCUGUGGCUUUUUCCAACUCUGUGUAACGUUUCUGAGUGUCGCGUGGUCGGACCCGUCCUGCGGCAGCCACAGAGGCGCUCCGGCUGCCCUGGGCCUGGUGUGAACGGCCCUUCUGUGCUAUGUAUGACCCGCAGUAGAUCGCAGACGUCCCUCGAGAGGUUCUUGAAAAUGUUUAUUUAUAUUGUCCUUUUUUACUGGAAGACGUAUGCAUAUCUUAUUGAUGUUGUAUUUGAAGUGGUUAAGGAACUCUUGUACGCAGUUUUCUUUGGCUUCACGAAGCCGAUUAAAAGACCGUCUGAAAUGAA